Molecule: messenger RNA, 1148 nt
Organism: Cokeromyces recurvatus
Lineage: Eukaryota; Fungi; Mucoromycota; Mucoromycetes; Mucorales; Mucoraceae
Exons: 5
Coding region: 53-1036 (327 amino acids)
Cellular component (GO): nucleus
Source: RefSeq, a predicted model, not a curated record
UUUUUUUUCUCUUGAAAAGGAAACUACAUAUAUAAUAAUAAUAAAAAAAAAAAUGGGUAAAAAGAGAAAGUCAAAAGUUAUAAGACCAUGGUGUUGGUACUGUGAAAAAGAUUUUGAAGAUGAUAAAGUCCUAGUGACUCACCAAAGGGCUAAGCAUUUCAAAUGUGAAGUAUGUAACAAAAAAUUAACUACUGCUGGAGGCAUGGUAGUUCAUUCUUUUCAAGUGCAUAAAAUUAACAUUAACAAAGUCCCAAAUGCAUUACCUGGAAGAGAUAAUUUAGAAGUAGAAAUUUUUGGCAUGGAAGGCAUACCCGAAGAAGACAUGAUUGCACAUGAAGCUAGAAUAUUAGGAAAUACAAAUAGCCAUAAAAAAUCAAAAUCAAAUGGAUCUGGACAAUACGGUGAACUUACACUUGAAGAGAUCCAACAACAAAUGGCAGCUCAUAAAGCGCUAGGGACACCUACAACACCUAAUGUUAGCAUCUCACAAUCACCCAUCAUUAGUGCUCCACCUGUUGUGACUCAACAACCUUAUUAUUCAAAUACUGCUUAUACUCAAUAUCAGCAACCUUAUGCUAAUCAAUAUUAUGGAUAUGGAGCACCGCCCAAUUAUGGUUAUACGGGAGGGGUUGGUCCUUAUCCUGGACAAUGGGGAUAUCAAGCUUACCCUCAAGCAGCUAUGCCUCCACAAAUGCCUGUGUCUACUACGAUAACACCUCCGCCUCCUGCUGUAAAUGAUUUAAAAACACCAGGAGCAGCAGCAGCACCAGCACCAGCAGCAGCACCGGCAUCUUCUGACACUGUAUUACCACAAAAUAACGAUGAUUACCGCGAGAAUAAUGUGAGUGAUAUAUCAAAAGGUAACGAUUUAUCAAAUCAUACUAUAACAGAGAAACAACCAACGCUAUCAGAGGCACCUCCAACAACAAAUAAUAAUCCAGUAAAGAAAAAAGCAUCUAAAAUUGUAUUAAUUUAUAACAAUAAUGAGCUUUCACCGGUAAAAAAAAAAGAGAGAUAUUAUAAAGAAGAAUAUUAACUCAUCUUUUCUAAAUAGGAGGAGCAAAGAGCUCAGUUAGAAAAAUAUAGAGUGAUCUAAGUUCAGUCUUCUAUUUCUCCAUCUACUUUUUUUUUUAUUUUAUUUUUAACAC